AUGGGGCACACCAACUGGAUCCCCCGCUUCUCCGCUCCUCCCGGCGAGUGCUCCGAGAAGAAAACUGCCCAACGGCGGCGUCGCGAUCGCUCCACGGACCCGCACGACAGGACAACCACAGCAGGCGAAGGCGAAGCGAAAAAAUCCAAGCUCUUUUUGGAUCAAAUGCAGCGAUCCUCAGCGCUGGUUCAGGAAGGGCACGAG
Podarcis lilfordi (Lilford's wall lizard) is the source of this 204-nucleotide messenger RNA. The record is from the annotation of a GenBank genome assembly. NCBI's taxonomy places the organism in Eukaryota, Metazoa, Chordata, Lepidosauria, Squamata, Lacertidae.